AUGGAGGGUGUGGACAUCUCCGAGGGUGAUGCCGGCUUCGCCAUGCUCCUGACGCUUCUCGCGGGCCUAGCCACCACGAUCGGCGCAGCAAUUGCGUUCUGUGCCAAUACUGACGACAACCGCGUGUUUGCGAUUUGCCUGGGCUUGGCUGCUGGGGUGAUGGCGUAUGUGUCCUUCUCAGAGAUCCUGGACAUGACAAAUCAGAGCUUCCAGGAUGCAAACCUCACUGAGCGGAGUGCUUUCACGUUCGGGACAUUGACGGUCUUCGGAGGGAUAGUUCUCGCUAUGUUGGUGGAGUGGAUCGGCAUGAAGAUCUUUCACAGGCAUGUGCGCGAGAUUGACGUUGUGAUCACUGACGCGCCGGAGCCGGAAGCCCAGGAUGCCGCUACCGACAAACCCCUCAGCACCUCUGAGCGGUUGAAUAUGCUGCAGAUGGCCGCAUUCUCAGGGAUUGCUGUCGCCUUGCACAAUUUCCCCGAAGGCAUCGCAACCUUCAUUUCGACCAUGGCCGAUCCCAGCUUUGGGCCCGCCAUGGCAUUCGCCAUCGCCAUGCACAACAUCCCCGAAGGCUUGGCUGUGGCAGCGCCCAUCAAAAAGGCUACCGGCUCCAAGUGCAAAGCAUUUUUUUGGGCCUUCGUGUCCGGCCUCUCCGAGCCCCUGGGUGGGCUGCUGGGAUGGCUGGUCCUCAAGGACGUGCUCGGGCCCGCGACCUACGCUAUCUUCUACGGUCUCACGGCGGGCAUCAUGCUCCACAUCUCCUUCAAGAAGCUGCUGCCGACCGCCCUGAAGUACGAUCCGAACAAUUCUUACACAUCGUACUCCUUCUUUGCCGGCAUGGCUGUGAUGGCAACCUCCCUGAUCGCCUUCAGAUGGGCUUGA
This is a messenger RNA of Symbiodinium necroappetens, 879 nucleotides long. The record is from the annotation of a GenBank genome assembly. Lineage: Eukaryota; Dinophyceae; Suessiales; Symbiodiniaceae.